Messenger RNA from Plasmodium cynomolgi strain B, 252 nucleotides. RefSeq lists its product as hypothetical. NCBI's taxonomy places the organism in Eukaryota, Apicomplexa, Aconoidasida, Haemosporida, Plasmodiidae. The coding region runs from base 1 to 252 and encodes 83 amino acids. The record is from RefSeq and is a predicted model, not a curated record. The transcript is spliced from 2 exons.
AUGGGUACACCACCUCAUAACAUUGCCCCUUCGAAUAAGUUACAACAAGGAGAUAAAAUCACAUCCACAGAGAUUAUGAAAAAACGUUCGGGGAAAUAUAUGCUAAUUUCAUCUUGCCUUUUAAGCCUUGGAAUUUACUACUACGUGAAGACGACAAAAUAUUCGGAUUACAGGAGGAGGUACGAGGGCGUAUUGAAAGAUAUAGAAAGACAAAAGGCCAAAUUUGAAAAAUGGAAAGCGGAUAAUUUGUAG